AUGUCGCGACUCUGGGACCCCAGUCGAGCUGCUUGGCUGUAUCCUCUUCGGGGUAUUUACUACUUUGCGUCCAAUCGGUUCCUAUGGCCUCUCUUCAAGGCUCGUCUUCUUCCCAUCGUCCUCCUAUCAACCUUCAUAUACUUUAUUCUCUUCUUCUUCACCUAUUUGCCUCAGGUAGCUUUCCUUGCUGUCUUCCAGGGCAGCUCAGCAUGGGUGAGCGGCGCCUUCUUGGUGCUUGGUGAAGGUGCAGCAAUUGUUGCCGCACUCUUCGAGGCAUUCUUUGUCGAUGAGACCUUGGUGGAUAUUUUUGAUGCAGUAUUGGUGAAAGAGGGCCAAGAGGAGCUUGUUACUACAUCGCGCGUCAUCUAUCCCGAGCCCGGUAACCCGGCCAAGCGUCUCGGCACACCGACCACCAAUGCCGUCUACUCCCCAUUCUCGCUACGCCAGAUCGCCGAGUUUAUCAUCCUGCUUCCACUCAUCUUUAUUCCGGUCGCUGGAACUCCUAUGUUCCUAGUUUUGACAGGCUAUCGUGCCGGUCCCUUCCACCAUUGGCGCUACUUCCACCUGCUUGACAUGUCUAAGCAGCAGAGAAAGGAAAGUAUAAGACGGCGCCAGCUCCAGUACACCACCUUCGGGACGGUUGCUUUGCUCCUCCAAUUGAUUCCUCCUUUCUCCAUGCUAUUUCUGAUGACCACAGCUGCUGGGUCGGCGCUUUGGGUGACGGACCUCGAACGUAAACGACGAGCCGCCGCCCAACAGUCUAGCCGACUGGGCGAGCAAUACCGCGAUGACAUUAUGCCAUGA
Penicillium paradoxum is the source of this 804-nucleotide messenger RNA. RefSeq names its product EI24 domain-containing protein. NCBI's taxonomy places the organism in Eukaryota, Fungi, Ascomycota, Eurotiomycetes, Eurotiales, Aspergillaceae. Gene Ontology annotation, cellular component: prospore membrane; ascospore wall; lipid droplet. The coding region runs from base 1 to 804 and encodes 267 amino acids. The transcript has 3 exons. The record is from RefSeq and is a predicted model, not a curated record.